Triticum aestivum (bread wheat) is the source of this 3348-nucleotide messenger RNA. RefSeq names its product protein FAR1-RELATED SEQUENCE 5. NCBI's taxonomy places the organism in Eukaryota, Viridiplantae, Streptophyta, Magnoliopsida, Poales, Poaceae. Gene Ontology annotation, biological process: regulation of DNA-templated transcription. The transcript is spliced from 6 exons. Gene Ontology annotation, molecular function: zinc ion binding. The record is from RefSeq and is a predicted model, not a curated record. The coding region runs from base 89 to 988 and encodes 299 amino acids.
GUUGGGCCCUUGUCCUACGUCUAGCACGGGGUCCCUUUUCACAUCUGCGUGAAGGACCGCGACGAGCCGGAGGCAGUGGUGGCGCCCCAUGGUUUGUCAUUUUCUGCUCAUGGCGAUUUCCGAAACGGCGACGCCGGCGAGCGGCGUAGAAUCUGGGUCGACGUCGGCGGCCAGAGAUCUAGGAGCGCGCUUGGGGGCGUCCAUCUCGGGCGGCGGCGUCGCCGCGGCGGCCGCCUCGGUCGUAGGCUCCCUGGAUACAGUCAUGCGAGCGUUCUCUCCUGACAUCCGUCCGCUGGAUCAGGGGGGCGCGCAGCGGGGGGAAGUGAGGGGUUCUCCUGAUGUAGAGUUCUCCGGCGGGUCCUGCACACUUUCAGCUCUGGGGAGGCGUUGUGGCAUCCAGGAGCGCCGCUGGGUCGGCGCCGUCCGUCGUCUCAUGCGGCUCGGUACAGUCCUCCCCCAAUGUGCCCGAGCAGCCGCAAGCACCACCAUCAGAGUUGGCUGGAAGCACAGGGAAAGAGGGCCACAAGGACCAGACGAGCGGUCGGUAAUAGUUGAUCGUGUGCCGGCACUAGAAGCUGCCAUAAGAGGAUUUGCUGACAGGGGAACUGAUGUAGUUGUCAACCCCGUGCUUGGCAUAAUUUUCGAUUCUCUGCCAGAGGCGUAUGAAUUUUACAAUCUUUAUUCAUGGGAAGUUGGCUUUGGGAUUCGUUACGGCAAGAGCAGGCAGAAUGUCAAUGGGACCAAGUGUAUGCAGGAGAUCGUAUGCGGCUGUGCUGGCAAACCAGAGAGGGAGAACAGCUCGUCCAUGAGGAGCAAUUGUGCCGCCAUGCUGCGUCCGCACCAGACGGAUGACGGGGGAUGGUAUGUAUCGGAGAACCGUGCUUCUCACAACCAUGAACUGCUUCGGACUUGUGGGGAGAAGCUGCACUGGCCAUCACACCGGUGCAUUGACACAUACACCAGGGACCUUGUGAAGCAGUUGCGAUAGAACAAUGUUAAUCUGGGGAAGGUGUACAGCAUCAUUGGCAGUCUGUUUGGGAGAAUGGAGAACGUGCCGUUUACGAAGAGGUGCCUUAGAACUUUCUGUGGAAAGCUUAGUAGGGAGCAGGCAGAUGAUGAUGUACGCAAGACUAUGGAUGCAUUCUCCGAGCUGGGGUCAAAUGAUCCAGAGUUCUCGUAUGUGGUUGAUGUUGAUAAAGAAAGCAAGCUAAAAACCCUGCUGUGGACUAAUGGUAGAAGCAAGAUGCAGUACCACAAUUUCGGUGAUGAAAUAACAUUUGACACAACUUACAAGACAAAUCUAUAUGACAUGCCUUUCGGGUUGUUUAUGGGGGUGAACAAUCACUUCCAGAGCAUCAUCAUGGGGGGGGGGGGGGUCAUGAUGAGGGAAGAAACAAUUGAGAGUUUUAAUUGGGUAUUCACCGAGUUUAUUAGACUGAUGGGUGGCAGGCCUCCAAAAACAAUACUAACCGAUUGGUUUACUACCGCACCAUUCCCCCGAUUUAUCUUUUUUUGCUUUUGGUAUGAAGCCUAAUAAGGAUUUGGUAUUUGCAGAUCAAGCGCGGGCCAUGGAGGUCGCUAUAGAACAAACGAUGCCUGAUACCACACACCGCUGGUGUAAGUGGCAUGUGCUUCAGAAGGCGAAAGAGCACCUCAGGCCGCAUUACACGCAACGGAGUGAUUUUAGGGCGGCGUUGCACGAGGUUGUCAAUGAAAUGCUAACUGUCGAUGAGUUCGAAGUUGCUUGGGCUGAACUGCUUGACAGAUACAAGCUCCACAACAACACCUUCCUGAUCCAGAUUUUCGAGGUUAGGCACAAGUGGGCAAAACCUUAUUUUAGUGGCAAGUUCUGUGCGAAGCAAACCAGUACGCAAAUGAGCGAAAGUGCGAACCAUUUGUUGAAGGGCUACAUUCCCCCGGCUUGCCCCAUGAACCUAUUUGUGAAACAAUACAGCAAGUUGCAGUUCGACCGAGAAGCUGAAGAAGGGUUCCAAGAGAAGAGAACAAGGGCGGUGUAGUUCUCCGAUACAAUUUCCCUUUGGAAGAGCAUGCGAGCCAGGUGUACACCCGGACGAUGUUUGAGAUGUUUGGUCAGGAUUUGUACCGUGCGGGAAGAUAUGAUGUCGAGGAAGUUGAACGAGGCACGAGGUACCAUGUGCGGCACAUUGAAGCUGAGAAGCGAGAGAAGUGGUGCCGCGAGAUGCAUGCUGUCGAUGUCCAUGAAGGUGGCGCUCGGUACACAUGCGAAUGCGGCUUGUUUGAGCACAUGGGGAUGCUUUGUUGCCAUGCUAUCAAGGUAAUCCCUGACUCUACCGCCUCUAUGUUCUUCUUCAUUUGGGGGUGCGGAAGAUACCUAGCUUUCAUGUGAUGAAGCGAUGGACAAUAGAUGCCCGCGACAACUUGCCGCUUCACCUCAUCCAUUACCAGACAGAUCAAGGCCCUCCGUGGUUGUCAUCCUACCGGCAUACUGCACUACACCUGACAGCACUCGAGUUUGUGCAACUCAGUGACAGCAAUGUUGAUGCAUUCGAUAGAGCAAUGGACAUUUUAAUUGCAGGCAAGGCUGAACUGACCGUUUUGGCAGCGAUCAAAGAUGGCAAAAGUUUGGUUGACCAAACCCAAGUUGGAGAGUCAGCCAAUCCAACCAUGACUAUGAUGGUAGACGGCGCGCAUCAAGAAGAUGAGCGUUCUGAGAUGUUCAUCUCAGCUGAAUGUGGCCUUGGAUCUGUCUCCGUGGGAGCUGAUUCCAGGCGUCCAUUAUCCACUUUAUUGGCCCCUCAUAGGAUGAAGCAGAAGGGGAGGCCGACAACGGCGAGGGGCAAGCCUGGAUAUGAGAUCAAAGACGUGCGAUCAAGAUUUUGCACUCUUUGUAGAGAGAAAGGGCACAAGAGCACGACGAGCCCCCGCAGGGGGGACCUUCCUAAGAAACCCCGCAAAAUCCCUACAUGUGGCAAUUGCGGUGUGGCUGGGCACAAGAAAACAAGUUGUUUCAACCCAGUGUUGCCGUUUGUGAAGAGGCCUCGCGACGGACCAGUGGAGUGAUGUCCAUUUCAUGAUAUGAUGCAAAAUUUGAUUGAAUCAGUCGAGAGUAUUAUGUUUUCUGCUUGUUAGGACUGUUGGCUUGUAAUUCUAAUAAAUGUUUUGCUUGUCUUUGGGGUACUGGACAUAGGUUGCUGUUUUUUUAGCCGUUAUUUCGGUGUUUUAGUUUCGGAGCCUCAGGGCGUGCUGUAGAUUUGUUAACUUUUCAAGUGAUGUUCAAUUUCAGCUACUUAGGACUCAUUUGGGUUUGCUGUGAGGUGGUUUGGUUUUAAAAACGAUAUCCUAGCUCGCUGUGUGGUUUGCUGUAGA